Molecule: messenger RNA, 3266 nt
Organism: Sciurus carolinensis (gray squirrel)
Lineage: Eukaryota; Metazoa; Chordata; Mammalia; Rodentia; Sciuridae
Gene: Sfswap
Product: splicing factor SWAP
Biological process (GO): RNA processing; mRNA 5'-splice site recognition
Molecular function (GO): RNA binding
Source: RefSeq, a predicted model, not a curated record
CUCCAUUUUGUGGCCCGCCAUGGCGGCGGUGUUGAGGUUGCGGCCGGGAUGCGGCGCCUUUGACUGAGGGGGUAGGCCAGGCGAGGCAUCGGGGACGUCGUGCGGAGCAGCAGAGGACCGGCCCGGACGCCGGGGACGCUGUCAUGUACGGCGCGGGCGGGGGCCGCGCCAAGCCCGAGAGGAAGGGCGGCGCGAAGGAGGAGGCCGGGCCCGGCGGUGCGGGCGGCGGGGGCAGCCGAGUGGAGCUGCUGGUGUUCGGCUAUGCCUGCAAGCUGUUCCGGGACGACGAGCGGGCGCUGGCGCAGGAGCAGGGACAGCACCUCAUCCCCUGGAUGGGGGACCACAAGCUCCUGAUCGACAGAUACGAUGGGCGUGGUCACCUGCAUGACCUAUCUGCGUACGAUGCUGAGUAUGCCACUUGGAACCGAGACUACCAGCUGUCUGAAGAGGAGGCGCGGGUAGAGGCGCUGUGUGAUGAAGAGAGGUAUUUAGCCUUGCAUACGGACUUGCUUGAGGAGGAGGCAAGGCAAGAGGAAGAAUACAAGCGAUUGAGUGAAGCACUGGCAGAGGAUGGGAGCUACAGUGCCGUGGGGUUCACUUACGGCAGUGACUAUUACGACCCAUCCGAGCCAACAGAAGAGGAGGAGCCUUCAAAACAGAGAGAAAAAAACGAGGCUGAAAAUUUGGAGGAAAAUGAAGAGCCUUUCGUCGCCCCUCUAGGACUGAACGUCCCGUCUGAUGUGGAACUGCCACCGACAGCCAAAAUGCACGCCAUCAUUGAGCGCACAGCCAACUUCGUGUGCAAGCAGGGAGCACAGUUUGAAAUAAUGCUGAAAGCCAAGCAAGCACGGAACUCGCAGUUUGAUUUCCUGCGCUUCGAUCACUACCUCAACCCCUACUACAAGUUCAUCCAGAAAGCUAUGAAGGAGGGGCGGUACACAGUGCUGGCAGAGAACAAGAGUGAAGAGAAAAAAAAGUCAGGCAUCAACUCUGACAACGAGGAGGAGGACGACGAGGAAGAUGGGAGCUACCUGCACCCAUCUCUUUUUGCCUCCAAGAAAAGCAGUCGCCUCGAAGAGCUGAUGAAGCCCUUGAAGGUGGUGGACCCAGAUCACCCCCUGGCAGCCCUGGUCCGUAAAGCGCAGGCUGACAGCUCUGCCCCCACCCCACACACUGCAGAUGGGGCACCUGUGCAGCCCUCCCAGGUGGAGUACACGGCAGACUCGCCGGUGGCAGCCAUGUACUACAGCUACUACAUGUUGCCGGAUGGCACCUACUGCCUGGCUCCGCCCCCUCCAGGAAUCGACGUGGCCACUUACUACAGCACCCUUCCUGCUGGGGUGACCGUGUCCAGCUCCCCUGGGGUGACGACCGCUGCCCCACCGCCUCCUGGGACCACACCACCGCCACCACCAACCACAACCGAGGCGAGCAGCAGCACCGCCUCCUCCUCCACCACCACAAGUGCACUUGCUCCCGUGGCCGCCAUCAUCCCCCCGCCCCCAGACAUUCAGCCUGUGAUCGACAAGCUGGCAGAGUACGUCGCUAGGAAUGGCCUUAAAUUUGAGACCAGCGUUCGUGCCAAGAACGAUCAGAGAUUCGAGUUCCUGCAGCCGUGGCACCAGUACAAUGCCUAUUAUGAGUUUAAGAAGCAGUUCUUCCUCCAGAAAGAAGGUGGCGAAGGCACACAGGCUGUGGCAGCCCCAGAAGAGGCCCCUGCAGAAUCCACUCCUGAAAAGCCAGGCGAGACUGGGGAGGAUGGCGUGCCAGAGGACACAGGCGAGGCAGGAGGAAGAAGCUCGGGUGGGAAGAAGGAAGCAUCGUCCAGUAAGAGUGCCGCAGACGGGAAGCUGGUGAAAGCUUCAUUUGCUCCAAUAAGCUUUGCAAUCAAGGCCAAAGAAAAUGAUCUACUUCCCCUGGAAAAAAACCGAGUUAAGCUAGAUGAUGACAGUGACGAUGACGACGAAGAAAGCAAAGAAGGCCAAGAAAGUGCUAGUAGUGCCGCCAACGCUAGCCCAGCCGCGGCCCCGCCUUGCGUAGUUGUUGAGGAAAAGAAGCCCCCGCUUACCCAGGAGGAGCUAGAAGCAAAGCAAGCAAAGCAAAAGCUGGAGGACCGCCUUGCUGCUGCUGCCCGGGAAAAGCUGGCCCAGGCAUCCAAGGAGUCAAAGGAGAAGCAGCUUCAGGCAGAACAAAGGAAAGCAGCCUUAUUUUUGCAAACCUUAAAAAAUCCUCUGCCAGAAGCAGAAGUUGGAAUUGAGGAGAGUCCUUUCAGUGUAGAGGAAACCAGUGCUGUGCCCUGUCCUGUACUGACUGCAGGCAGACCUCUGCCUACUUUAGAAGUAAAACCACCAGAAAGGCCUUCAAGCAAAAGCAGAGAUCCACAGAGAGAAGAAGAAAGAGAAAAGAAAAAGAAAAAGCACAAAAAACGGUCUCGAACUCGGUCGCGCUCUCCCAAGUACCACGCAUCCUCCAAGUCCAGGUCUAGGUCACACUCAAAAGCAAAGCACUCUCUUCCCAGUGCCUACCGGACAGUGCGGCGGUCGAGGUCACGCUCCCGGUCCCCUCGGAGGAGAGCUCACUCCCCAGAGAGACGGCGGGAAGAAAGGAGCGUGCCCACUGCCUACCGGAUGAGCAGCAGCCCUGGGGCCAGCAGGAAGCGAACGCGCUCCAGAAGUCCCCACGAGAAGAAGAAGAAGAGGCGGUCGCAGUCGCGGACCAAGGCCAAGGCGCGGUCGCAGUCGGCGUCCCCGAGUAAGCAGGCAGCCCUGCGACCUGCGGCCCACUCGGCCCACUCGGCCAGCAUCUCUCCUGUGGAGAGCCGGGGCUCCAGCCAGGAGCGCUCCAGGGGCGUUUCUCAGGAAAAGGACGGUCAGAUCUCGUCGGCAAUCGUUUCUUCUGUGCAGAGCAAAAUCACUCAGGAUCUCAUGGCCAAAGUAAGAGCGAUGCUCGCAGCUUCCAAAAACCUGCAGACCAGCGCCUCCUGAGGCAGCCCCGGGAGCCACUGGUGGUGCCCGCGCUCCCAGCAUCUGCACAGAGGCGGAGCCCAGAAGCAAGCUGGCUGCUGGCGAGCCCGUGGCAGAACCGUCCAGGCGCACCUCCCGGACUCCCUGGGACAGUCGGUGGCUUUUGUAAAUUAACUUUUGAUGACAUUUUCAGUUUAAGAUUUUUGACCAGCAGUCUCCUACUUGUAUAUUUGUAAAUAAUAUCAUGUUUCUGUGAAAAUGUAUUAUCAAAUAAAACGGGAAGCAACCCUUUUCCAUCUGGCA